AUGGUCGUAAAUCGUAUAUAUGCUUUCGUAGCAACUGCCAACGGCCUCUCCCUGCGAAAAAAGGAGAAAGGCAAGGAACGAGUUUUGAGUUUAAUGAAUUUCUCCCUGAAGCUGCGACGUUUCCCCGCUCCGUCGACAGUGAAGCGCCGAAGGAACGUUCCUCUCAUUCCCACCGUCGCCAUUCUUCUCAGGUACUCACUUCGUCCUUUCUCUCUCUCUGUCUCUUUCUCUCUCUCCCGGAGGAAUCAGGAAGCAAUUGCUGGCUUAGGGACAUCGAAGCAGAAGAAAGAAACAAUGGGGUCAAGAAACACUGAUUCGUUUCAACUGGGGAGGAGCCCCUCCAUCAAGUCAUGCUUCCCCGACACAAAAUCGACGGAGGGUUCAGAGUACAGAUCCGAUCUUAGGUCGGCCCUCCACCUCAAGUCGUAUUCCUGCGAUGUGAGGGAUCUCUCUUUCCCAAACUUCUCUCCCAUGUCUUCCCUGCCUCCACAUCGCUCCUCUAAUGUCGUAAUGUAUGACAACGCACUCUACACCAAUAAUCGGGCCCCAAAUUUGGAGCCCUCGGGUUCGCCUUUCUCAGGGGUACGGCGAAGCCUGGACAUUAAUCACCCUCGCGCUUCCCCUGCUCGGACCUCCGGGGAAUGCAAGGUCGCUGGGUUCGACCCUCUCCUGACGUUGCAGGCCUCUAAUGAGAAUUCAGCGCUAGAGAUGACGGCUCCAAGUGACAACAAAUAUGCAGAUGGAGCCAAGUUAGCCUUAGGGGACAAAAGAUUCAAGGGCUAUCCUAGGCACGUUCCGCUUUACCUUGCUGCGCUUAAAGGCGAUUGGAAGACGGCUAAGGCUUACCUGCAAUGGCACCCCACGUCGAUUCGUGCUUACAUCACAAGGGGGCUAGAAACUGCGCUUCACAUUGCAGCUGGCGCGAGGCACAUUGUGUUUGUUAGGAAGCUGGUUAAGAGGAUGACGGCAGAUGACUUGGCCCUGCAGAACAAGGUAGGGAACACGGCGCUGUGUUUCGCUGCAGUCGCUGGUGUCACGGAGAUCGCCAAAGUGUUGGUGAACAAGAACAGAAGCUUGCCACUACUUAGAGGCAGUAAAGGAGCGACGCCGCUCUACAUGGCUGUGCUCUUGGGGAAAAGAGAUGUGGCUUGGUAUCUUUAUUCUGUUACAGAAGACAGUGCUCUUUCUGGAGAGGAUCGAAUUGGACUUCUUGUGGCUGCUAUCACAUCCGAUCUAUUUGAUCUAGCUUUGGCACUGCUCCGUAACCAUCCUGAAUUAGCUACAACUCGAGAUGCAAAUGGCGAAUCAGCUCUUCAUGUGUUGUGCCGAAAGCCAGGUGCAUUUUACAGUGGAACUCAAUUGGGCCUUUGGAGGAGAUGCAUCUAUUCAUGUAUCCAGGUGCCAUUUAUGGGGUCCUCUGGUUCUAUGCAAGAUGAUCGUCUAGGCCGACGUAUUCUCCGAGUUUUGCUUCCUCUUUUGACAUCACUAACUGUUAUCUUCUUUGUGAUGGCAUUACUAACAACACCAGCGAUAGGAAGAAGUGUCGCUCAUCUUGUCCCAGAUGCAAAUUUGAUAUACUACAUGAAGCUCAGUCACACUCAAGCCCUUGAGCUGGCAAAGCGACUUUGGGAUCUGAUAUUGCAUCUAGACAAUGCGAGUGUUAAAGAGUUCAUCAGGACACCCACACGGCUGCUUUUCACAGCUGCAGAGCUCGGAAUGGUAGAGUUCUUAACCAUUCUGAUUCGCUCCUAUCCUGACCUGAUUUGGAAGGUUGACGAACAUUCUAGAAGCAUAUUCCACACGGCAGUGGUGCAUCGACAAGAAAAGGUCUUCAGUCUUAUCAAUGAGAUAGGAGCACUGAAGGACUUUAUAGCUAUUUAUAAGGAUGAAGAGAACAAUAACAUGUUGCACUUGGCUGGGAAGCUUCCCCAUCCAAGUCGACUGAACACAGACAAUGGUGCAGCUUUGCAGUUGCGACGUGAGAUAUUAUGGUUCAAGGAAGUGGAGAAAAUUGUGCAACCGCUAUAUAGCGAGAUGAAGAAUGCAGAUGGGAAAACUCCUCACGAUCUGUUUGCAACGGAACACAAGAAACUGGCAAGAGAUGGGGAGAAGUGGAUGAAGGAAACUGCAUCUUCCUGCAUGGUCGUCGCAACCCUCAUCACCACCAUGAUGUUUGCAGCGGCUUUCACUGUUCCUGGUGGAAACGACCAGGAUACAGGCAUGCCCCUUCACCUCCACACCAAGUCGUUCUUGAUCUUUGUUAUAUCCGAUGCACUUGCUUUGGUCUCUUCGGCGACAUCCAUCUUGAUAUUCCUGUCCAUGCUGACCUCACGAUAUGCUGAAGAGGACUUCCUCUCCUCGUUACCAAACAAGCUGCUCACCGGGCUUCUCACCCUUUUCAUCUCCAUCGCCACCAUGAUGAUGGCCUUCAGCUCCACCCUUUUCAUGACCCUUGGCUAUAGUUAUACAUGGACUACUGUGACCAUCACAACCGUUGCUUGUGUCCCUGUCUUGAUGUAUGCUUUCCUGCAAUUCCGUCUCGUCGCUGACAUCAUUAGUCAUUCUUAUACCACCAGUAUCUUCUUCCACCCUAGAAACUGUUUGCUGGGCUGAUAAGAGAAAACAAUCAGCACCAUUUUUUAACAUCGCCCAUCAAAUAUGACCAUCAUUGUAAAGGUUUAUACAAUGUAUAUAACAAUUUUGAUACAAGUACAUAGAGACACAAAUUCAGCCGAGUCAUGGUGUUCAUCUUCCUUUCUUUGCUCCAAACAACAUCUUUUGCACACAAGAAAUUCAAGGCUUCCAUUAAGCUCCGAUUCUCUUUCUGAUCCAGCUUCAUUUGGUGUUCUUCUAAGCGAAGCUUCCAUCUUCUCUUAAUGCUUACAGGCUAUAAGCUCUAUAAUCAAGUAAACUCCUUGCUGCCUUUCAAGCUUCAAACUCAAGCUUACACCUUCUCAGAGCUCCUUUUUGGCUUCAAAUUUCUGACUUUCUUGUUUCUUCCACAGCUUCGUCUCCUCC
Molecule: messenger RNA, 3018 nt
Organism: Linum tenue
Lineage: Eukaryota; Viridiplantae; Streptophyta; Magnoliopsida; Malpighiales; Linaceae
Source: the annotation of a GenBank genome assembly